Messenger RNA from Botrytis cinerea B05.10, 1360 nucleotides. RefSeq lists its product as hypothetical. The record is from RefSeq and is a predicted model, not a curated record. NCBI's taxonomy places the organism in Eukaryota, Fungi, Ascomycota, Leotiomycetes, Helotiales, Sclerotiniaceae. The transcript has a single exon. Bases 421 to 1053 code for a protein of 210 amino acids.
GAUAUAUAUAUACAUAUACAUAUAUAUAGAAUUCAUAUUGAUCUAUCCAUCUAUCGAUUCAUUUCAUCUCUCCAUCCCAUCGGAGAAUAAAGUAAAGCGACUAAACCAAACCAAACCAAACCAAACCAUCGCGGAACUCUGUUUCUUCCUCCCGCCUCGCCUUGGUCGGUCAGGAAAUUGGGAUGCGCAACUAGAGGAGAGUCGAUCGAUUGGGUUUGAGAUUUCUCUUUCUUUCGACCGAGUGUAUUGUAUUGUACUGUGUUGUUGUUGUUUUUGGUGAGGGCGCGUGAGAGAGUGAGUGAGUGAGAGAGAUAGAGUAAAUGGAUCGAUCAAUAAAUAGAUCCAUCUUUAGAUUUGUUUUAUGCCUUUGAUGUAUCAUAUAUAGUUAUCAUAUAUAACUCUCUACAUAACAUUAUUCACAUGUGCAGAGGUAUCGUCGCACGCACGCAGGAAUGUUGGUCUCAUCAUGUAAUAGAGUGGGCGAGUGGAUAUCUGUCUGUACCGAUGGAUACCUAUGCACCUCGUUCCACAGAGUACGCAAGGGACACCGAGAGGAUACUCCUUCCUGUUCAUCCUUUGCUGAGGGAUUCCUGCUGGGUAACGCACGCUGCUGGCUGGGUAGAGGGACGCGGAAAUGAACAUGGCACGCGAGUGAAGGUCAUUGGUUGCAUCAGCCUUGUCAACGACUUGUCAACCAGGAUCGAACCCUCUCUGGGAUCCAUUUGCACCGAGAAACACAAGACAAGACAGAAGAGAAUCAUGGACUCCCCUCCCCCCCCCCCUCCCCUGCCGCCCUUCGCUGCCAGGGGUCCUUCCCCCACAUUAUUCGGGAGAUCAUCUAACUUUUUUGCUCUGGAAUCCCAAGAAGCAUCGGAUGGGGCCAAGGAACAAGGGCCCCGUUCCACCAUCACCGGUCCAAGCCAUGCAUUCCUUUCCCAUCCCAUCUCAUCCCAUUCCCAUGCACAAUUAACGUUGCGUCGAAGUACCUUUUCUUUUGGCUUUCGGGUUGCCUUUCCCGUCGUAGUGGUCGUGGUCGUGGUAGUGUUGUCGUAGAGGCCGUGGUCGUGAUCUUGUGAUGGUCUGUGGUUUAUUGAUUUAAUAUUAUGAUGUGGUGGGCGUGGGCGAGGGCGAGGGCGAGGGCGAGGGAGAGGGAGAGCAUGGAGGAAGGAGAGGAAAGGAAAGGAAAGGAAAGGAAAUGAGGUGUGAAAGGACAAAAGUAUGCGGAGGAGGAUGAGUACAAGUAGCAGUGCUUGGUGGUGGUGGUGGUUGAUUGUUAUUGUAUUUAUUACCACAUGUAUGGCCAUUCCCAUUCCCUUUGCCUUUCCCUUUGCACCUUUUAUUUAAUUAUCUGAUUAUUUAA